Molecule: messenger RNA, 1332 nt
Organism: Exophiala bonariae
Lineage: Eukaryota; Fungi; Ascomycota; Eurotiomycetes; Chaetothyriales; Herpotrichiellaceae
Exons: 2
Coding region: 1-1332 (443 amino acids)
Biological process (GO): positive regulation of transcription elongation by RNA polymerase II; transcription elongation by RNA polymerase II
Cellular component (GO): Cdc73/Paf1 complex
Molecular function (GO): RNA polymerase II complex binding
Source: RefSeq, a predicted model, not a curated record
AUGGCCUCCACAGAUGCGCUUCAACUGCUGAGGGCAAGCAUUGCAGCCUCAAAGCCACCAGUCCUGACCACUUCUUCCGAUCCCACCACCGCCGAAACAACCAAAACUGAUUCUUUUGUCGAUGCAACUUCCCUCUUCUUCAGCUAUCCUACUCCCCUCUGUCUUCCACUGGACCAAAAGACACGUUUUAUCUCAACAAAUCCAGACACUGUCCCGGUUGACCUGCGAAGUAUCUUCUUCGCCUGGUUACAGAAAGAUGUCGCGGUUCCAGAAUACAUCGCUCUUGCCGCCGAGCUGGACAAACAACUUCCCGAGGGCCAAAAAGUGAGGAAUCUUAUUUUCGUCGAGCGUCUGGAUUUGAUCACCUGGUUGGAGGGUGCCUCGGAAGAUUCAGAGUACAUCAAACCAAUCGAGGGCGCGGCUGCGGUAGGAGAUGCUGCCAACAGAGCAGCUGACGUUGCUGGCGGUUCUGCUGUCCCAACUGUCGGAGGUGCUGGCGUCGGUGUUACUCAGAUGGUGGGAGGAAGACCUGUCAAGACAAUUGAUGCAAGACUACAAGCAAUCUACAAUGGUGAGCGGAGGUUGGGAGAUCAUAAUACCGCCUUGCGAGGAAUAAAGCCAACCGAUUUUUCACAUGUGCGCAAGCACGCCGAAACCUUCCUUGGCCGCCGCAAAGGAAUGCCACCUAAUGUGCGACCGGGCCAGCCGUCCAAGACCUCUCAACUUGCUGCACGACCUGCCGCUGGAUUAUCAAAACCAAUUGCUGGUGCAGUCUCUUCGAAGCGUUCAGACCCAAUCAUUCUUCUCUCACCGUCUGCUUCUUCACUACUACGAAUGUCAAAUAUCAAAGCAUUCCUAGACACCGGUCUCUAUGUGCCUCCAGACCACCCAACACUUUCCACACAAACCACUGCCAAUCUUCUGCACAUCACUCGAACACUCCACUCCUUGAGUGAGAAGCCAUACAGAUUCAUCCUGGUCGAUUCUCCAGAUCAAUUCAAACCAGACUACUGGUCUCGUGUCGUGGCCGUAUUUACUACAGGUCAGAUAUGGCAAUUCCGAGGCUACAAGUGGCGGGAACCACAGGAACUCUUUGGUCAUGUUUUGGGCAUCUUCGUGGGUGAGAAAGGCCUACCGAUACCCUCGGAAGUUAAAGGAUGGGGUAGUAGUGUCAAAUCAUAUUCUGUCGAACGGUGGGAUGAAAAAGGUCAUGGUGCUGGUGUGGAUCAGGCGCAACGUGCUUCAAAACGAUGGCGAGAUCGAGAGACUGUGGAGGAAGUCUGGCGUGCGAUUGAGUCUCACAUGAAAGGACGCGGUGAAUGGCGGAGAUGA